CAUACAACUUUUUUUCUUUCGCUCAUUGACUGACUCAAUGCGGCAGGCCGCCCACCAUUCUGCCAUAGGCGGUGACUGGAUCAGACAAAGUCACAUGUUCUAACUGUUACACGUGACUCCUAAUAGCCCUUGGCGCAGCGGUCUCCUCAUGGUCACCUGUUCGACCGCGAGUUCAUCAACACGAGUUUACUUGCACUAUCCAGUCUACCACCUCAUGAUGCACUGUCACCUUUCCAGCCUCCUCUUCUACCAAAACACUGCAACCCCCCUCACGCGACACCAACAUGGGUAACAGCCGCCACGCGGCCCUGUCCAAGUCCAUCCAGCGCGCGAUCUUCCGCGACCCAGCCAGCUUCCGCAAGACGGUGCUCGGCCGAUUCCUCGCCUUCUUCACCAUCCUCUACAUCAAACUCAUCCGGUACGGCCACGUGCAAUUCCAGAAGUUGCGCAGCGAGGUCUGGCAGAUCGACGAGGAGGAGUACAAGGCCAGCUUCCGCAAUGAUAGCAAGAAGACCGUGCCCUUGAGGCCGAUGGGCGACCUGGGUCUCUCCGGAUCGACCUUCUUCAGCACCUCCAACUCCCGCUUCCUGGUCAAAAGCCUGCCGCGACACUUCGAACACUCCUUCUUCCGCGAGGAGCUGCUCGAUCCGUACUACAAGUACAUGACGGAGCAUCCGCAGUCCCUGCUGGUGUGGAUCACCGACUACGUCUACUCGCCGUACUGGACGAUCGGGAACCUGGUCGGCACCACCCCGGCCCACCACAUCAUCAUGGAGAACCUGCUCUGCGGCCGGGACACCGACCCCGCGGGCGAGCGGUGGGAGACCUACGACCUGAAGCCGGUCGAUUAUUUCUUCCCGGAGCGAGAUCUGGUGCCCGAUCCGCUGGUCAGCAAGGCUACCUUGAGCAAGAUCGCCGAUAAUUUCAAUGACAAGGUCCGCAUCAGCCAGUCGGCGUAUGUCGCCCUCAUGCAGACCGUCGAGGCCGACACGCAGUUCCUCGAGGCCGCCAACGCGGUGGACUACUCCCUGUAUCUGGUCCGCUUCCCGGCCGCCUCGACGCCAGAUAUCGUCGGGCGGCCCGUUCCGUGGCGAAUUGGGUUGGAGUCGGCCGAUGGGAAGUGGAAAUACCGCGCCGUCAUCUUGGAUUUCUUCUGGGCCAGGCACAAGCUGCAUGCUCAGGCCAUGACCGGAGUGAUUCAGACCUUCAAUGUCAUUGGCCGCCAGGGGCCAAUGACCAUUACAACCACGCCAGAUGAGUACAGGAAGAAGUUUCUGACCAUGGUGAAAGCCAUGAUCGAAGUACAGGAGUGAGCCUAUUCAAGCGAAUUCAAUACCACUCAUAAUGUCUAUAUCUCUGCACAGAGUAAUUAUGAUAAUAUCAUAUCGUUUAAAAGGCCAGGUGCGACUUGGCCCUGUCAAUAUCGUUUCGUUUUGGGUAGAUUCCGCUUUUGCGCAUUCACUCAUAACACCGUAUAUCUGCAACCCCAAGAUAACCAAAGAUACAACCUUUCAUGCUGUGACGUUCUAUCAUAUCUAUAACGUGUGGGGUAUCGGCACUCAGGCACCGGUACACCGGACUGCGAGACGAAUACAAGACGCUGCAACCCAGGCGCAAGCCACUUAGAAGCAAAAGACCUGGUCCUCGAGCUUGCUGACGGGGCGAGCCU
This is a messenger RNA of Aspergillus japonicus CBS 114.51, 1669 nucleotides long. Its product is annotated as phosphatidylinositol phosphate kinase family protein. Gene Ontology annotation, biological process: phosphatidylinositol metabolic process. Gene Ontology annotation, molecular function: phosphatidylinositol kinase activity. The record is from RefSeq and is a predicted model, not a curated record. Bases 285 to 1313 code for a protein of 342 amino acids. The transcript has 3 exons. Lineage: Eukaryota; Fungi; Ascomycota; Eurotiomycetes; Eurotiales; Aspergillaceae.